CAUAAUGCUUCUAGUAUAUCGUUGUUAUAAUAAUAUACUAGAUUUUUAUGCUAGACUGCUUGAGUAGCUUUGAAUACGUUUAUAAAGUAUAAACGAAUUAUAUAUAAAUUAUGAAUGGAUUAUAAUAUAAUCCAUUUUUUGCACAUUGACUUAAAGAGAGAUGACAUCAUUAGAAGAUGUAGCCAGAUGUGACAACAAUGUUCAAUACAAAAUGAAUAAGAGGGAUAAAUGCAACUUUAACUAGCAAGGCAUGUGUUUCUAAUGUGUACAAAAUUUAUAACAUUGAUUCUGGUUACCGUCUUAAUGAUGAUCAAAUUAUUAAUCAUUUCCCAAAUCAUUAUGAGUUGACGCGCAAAGAUCUGAUGCUGAAAAACAUAAAACGCUAUCGAAAAGAUUUAGAAAAAGAAGGCAGUCUUUAUGCAGAAAAAGAUGUUACUGGAAAAUAUUUAUAUUUAGAUUUUAUCCCAACAACGUUUACAUUACCUAGUGAUUAUAAUUUAUUUGUUGAAGAAUUUCGAAAGAGUCCUACUUCACCAUGGAUUAUGAAACCAGCCAGCCGAUCCCAAGGUGAUGGUAUAUUUUUAAUUAACAGUCUUUCGCAAUUAAAGAAAUGGUCUCGAGAUGGAAACUAUACAAUGCUAAAUAAUCACACAGCCAAUAAAGAAACUUAUGUCAUAUCUCGUUAUAUUGGAAAUCCUCUUUUGAUCGGUGGAAAAAAGUUUGAUUUGCGUCUCUAUGUAUUGGUAACAUCAUUCAAACCGUUGAAUUGUUACAUUUAUAAACUGGGUUUUUGUCGUUUUUGUACUGUAAAGUAUAAUGCUGGUAUCAAUGAACUGGAUAACAUGUUUGUUCAUUUAACUAAUGUUUCAAUACAAAAACAAGGAGCAGAAUAUAAUGCUACACAUGGUGGAAAAUGGACAAUAAAUAAUUUAAGAUUAUAUUUGGAAGGAACAAAAGGAAAAGAAGUUGCAGACAAACUUUUUGAUGAUAUUAAUUGGUUGAUUGUUCAUUCUUUAAAAGCUGUCCAGAAUGUUAUUCAUAAUGACAAGCAUUGUUUUGAAUGUUACGGUUAUGAUGUCAUCAUUGAUAAUGAUUUAAAACCAUGGCUAAUUGAGAUAAAUGCAUCGCCUUCUUUAUCUGCAACAACAUAUUCUGAUCGUAUUUUAAAGCUUUCACUUAUAAAUGACGUUAUCAAUAUUGUUGUUCCUUUUAAUGAAAUGCCAGACGUUAAGCGUGAAAAAUCAACGACUAAAGAAUCACUGGGAAAUUUUGUUUUACUGUAUGAUGAAAAACGUUCUAUUCGCAUUCAUUCGUCAAUUACCUCAUCGAAGGAAACUUCAAAAAAUUUAAAGCGUGCAGUCUGGAAGUAAUUUAUAUUUGUGUUAAUAAUUGUAUUACUUAAUAACAACUAAUUUCAAAUAAGAAAUUAUUGAAUUGUAUUUAUGAUCUAUUAAUUUAUCGUUUAUAAUUGUUAAACAACAGUUUAUAAAUUUAGAAAGUAAUAUUUAUCAGAGCAAUGUUAACACAAAGCAAUCUUGUGACCAUGUUGUGAAUAACUUUAUGUCCAUAUAAAUUUUUGUAGUGUAGAUUUUAAAAAAUGUCUUAUUAAUAAAUUUAUUUAAUAUAUUUUUAUUAUAUAGAUUUUUGUUAGAUUUGUAUAAAUAUUAUUAAAAAAAAAAAAAAACU
Hydra vulgaris (swiftwater hydra) is the source of this 1686-nucleotide messenger RNA. Its product is annotated as polyglutamylase complex subunit TTLL1. Gene Ontology annotation, molecular function: ATP binding; tubulin binding; metal ion binding. Gene Ontology annotation, biological process: protein polyglutamylation; microtubule cytoskeleton organization. The record is from RefSeq and is a predicted model, not a curated record. Gene Ontology annotation, cellular component: cilium. Lineage: Eukaryota; Metazoa; Cnidaria; Hydrozoa; Anthoathecata; Hydridae.